Messenger RNA from Prionailurus viverrinus (fishing cat), 769 nucleotides. RefSeq names its product trafficking protein particle complex subunit 1 (gene TRAPPC1). The record is from RefSeq and is a predicted model, not a curated record. Gene Ontology annotation, cellular component: TRAPP complex. Lineage: Eukaryota; Metazoa; Chordata; Mammalia; Carnivora; Felidae. The coding region runs from base 53 to 490 and encodes 145 amino acids. Gene Ontology annotation, biological process: endoplasmic reticulum to Golgi vesicle-mediated transport. The transcript has 5 exons.
GGCGCCGCAAAAAACCGGAAGUAUCUAGUGACGGGCACUGGGAGCAGUUCCGAUGACUGUUCACAACCUGUACCUGUUUGACCGGAAUGGAGUGUGUCUGCACUACAGCGAGUGGCACCGCAAGAAGCAAGCGGGGAUCCCCAAAGAGGAGGAGUACAAGCUGAUGUACGGCAUGCUCUUCUCUAUCCGCUCCUUUGUCAGCAAGAUGUCCCCGCUAGACAUGAAGGACGGCUUCCUGGCCUUCCAAACUAGCCGUUACAAACUUCAUUACUACGAGACACCCACUGGGAUCAAGGUUGUCAUGAAUACUGACUUGGGCGUCGGACCCAUCCGAGAUGUACUGCAUCACAUCUACAGUGCGCUGUAUGUGGAGCUGGUGGUGAAGAAUCCCCUGUGCCCGCUGGGCCAGACUGUGCAAAGUGAGCUCUUCCGCUCCCGACUGGACUCCUACGUCCGCUCUCUGCCUUUCUUCUCUGCCCGGGCUGGCUGAAGGAAGCACUCUACCUCACCCGCCAGGAGAAUCGCUGUCUGCCUGGGGCGCUGCCUAACUGUUUGACGUGAGGGCUCCCACUGCAUGCCCCUCUACCCCCUCAAGCUCCCCAGCAGCCCUCCCAGGACAACAGCCUAAAGCCCUCCCUGGUGCCCUCCCGGCCCAGGCAGGAAGCCCGCAGGAAUCCUCACACCUCCGAACCAGGCCCUCUCCAGUUUUAUCUCCUACCUGAUGCUGCAAAAGUACAGAAUAAACUUUUGGUAACCCUUUGCAGCCUAA